Molecule: messenger RNA, 1021 nt
Organism: Tinamus guttatus (white-throated tinamou)
Lineage: Eukaryota; Metazoa; Chordata; Aves; Tinamiformes; Tinamidae
Product: fibrinogen-like protein 1
Biological process (GO): fibrinolysis; platelet aggregation; blood coagulation, common pathway
Cellular component (GO): fibrinogen complex
Molecular function (GO): protein-macromolecule adaptor activity; extracellular matrix structural constituent
Source: RefSeq, a predicted model, not a curated record
AUGAUGAUGCCCUGGUUGCUGCUGCUGCUUCUCCUGGUCAGCUUAGGCUCUCCUGCACCCAGGCUUCUGGAGAAGGAUAUCUGCCUCCUAGAUAACAACAAAUUAAGACAAAGGUUAAAACAGCUUCAGGAUUUGCUUUACUUAUAUGAACUACAACUGAAGGACAUCUUCGAGAACACUUACCAUAGAGCAAAGAGCGAGCUGUUCUCAGGCAACAGGAGCAUGCAGCAUGAGGUGCUUUUACCCACAACCAGUGGAAAUUUGAUAGUCUAUGACCCAGAUUGCUCCGCCGUGUUUGAUAGGAAGAAGACCCAGAAUGGAUACUACAGGAUCAGGCCGAGGGCAGACAGAGAGCCUUUCCUGGUGUACUGUGACAUGUCCGACGGGGGCGGCUGGACUGUAAUUCAGCGGCGGACUCAUGGCAAGGAGAAUUUCAACAGGAAAUGGGAUGACUACAAAGUGGGAUUUGGAAAAUUCCAGGGGAAGAAUGAUGAAUACUGGCUGGGCAAUGAGCACAUCUAUGACCUGCUUGCUCAAGGGGAGACCUCAUUAAAGAUCGACCUGAUGGACUGGCAUGGAGAAAGGCGUUAUGCAAUCUACGAAAAAUUCCAGCUCACGAAUGAGCAGGACAAUUACAGGUUAUGGUUUGGCACCUAUUCUGGUAAUGCUGGAGAUGCUCUGUCUGGGGGCAGCAAUUUUGAAGAGCAGUGGUCGGCCUCGCACAGAGGGAUGCAGUUCACCACAUCUGACAAGGAUCAUGAUCAAUUCCUGGCAGGCAACUGUGCACUGGAGAACAAGGGUGGCUGGUGGUUUAACAGGUGCCACGCUGUAAACCUCAAUGGACGAUACUACAAAGCAGGAAGCUACAGCGGCUCCCACGAUGACGGCGUUAUUUGGUCUACCUGGCGAGGGAUGUGGUACUCCCUAAAAUACACGGCCAUGAAAAUCAGGGCUCCGUUCUUUGUUGACAGGGAGAGUGGGGAUGGUGAGAACAGUCAGGAUAGCUGAAAUCUGCUGCUUU